This is a messenger RNA of Candoia aspera, 1491 nucleotides long. RefSeq names its product C-signal-like. NCBI's taxonomy places the organism in Eukaryota, Metazoa, Chordata, Lepidosauria, Squamata, Candoiidae. Gene Ontology annotation, cellular component: cytoplasm. Bases 49 to 816 code for a protein of 255 amino acids. The record is from RefSeq and is a predicted model, not a curated record. Gene Ontology annotation, molecular function: oxidoreductase activity. The transcript is spliced from 6 exons.
CACUGAACAAAGUCCAGGCAGUACAAAACGUAAGAGUGCAGUGAGAAGAUGGCCCCAUUAGCUCGCAGCAUACUAGUGACAGGUUCCAACCGGGGAAUUGGACUGGAACUGAUCCAACAGUUGGUGGAAAUGGCUGAUCCUCCAGAACAUAUCUUUGCAACUUGCCGGACCCCUGCCGGACCCCAAGGGAAGACCCUGAAUGAUCUGGCUCGCAAGCAUUCCAACAUUCACAUAAUUCAGCUAGAGGUGGAGGAUCAAUCCAGUGUGAAGGCAGCCGCUUUAGCGGUUGAAUCACUUCUGCAUGGGAAAGGCCUAAAUCUGCUGAUCAACAAUGCCGGUGUGAACUCCUAUGCCACGCUGGAAACUGUGGAGCAGCAAGAGAUGCUAUCUGCUUUCAACACCAAUGUAGUGGGGCCCAUCCUGGUGGUUCAGGCAUUUCUGCCCCUGCUGAAGAAAGCAGCUCGAGAGGCAGACACAAAGGAGAUGAGCUGCCAGAGGGCAGCCAUCAUCAAUAUAACUUCCAAAUUGGCCUCCAUUGCACGGGGCUUUGAAGUCAUGAAGGGACCCAUGUACCCUUAUCGUGCAAGCAAGGCUGCUUUGAACAUGGUGACUGCAUGCUUUGCUUUGGAACUAAAAGAGGAGGGGAUCUUGUGUACGCUGAUGCAUCCUGGCUGGGUGAAAACAGACAUGGGAACGGAGCAGGCCCCUGUGACUGUGCAGGACAGUGUGCGAGGCAUCUUCAACGUGCUUGCCAAUUUAUCAUUGGCCUCAAACGGAGCCUUUCUUGACUGGGAAGGGAACACACUCCCUUGGUGAGAUGCAGCUGCUGUUUCCUCCAAGAAAAAAAAGGAGGAAUUGGUUUUACUUAUCCUCUUCUGUCCUUUCUUUGUAUUACUGGUAGUUCCUAUUUAACCAUUCAUUUAGCAAUGGUGCGGACUUACGACGGUGCUGAAAAAUCUGACUUACGACCAGUCCUCACACUUACGACUGUCGCAGAAUCCCACAGUCAUGUGAUCACCAUUUUCAACCUUCCUAGCCAGCUUCUGGCAAGCAAAAUCAAUGAGGAACUGCAUGAUUCACUUAAUUACCUUUAUGAUUCACUUAACAACCACUGCAAAAAAGGUGGUAAAAUCAUAUUGGAUUCACUUAAUGACUGCAUUGCUUAGCAAUCAAAAUUCCAGUCCCAAUUGUGGUCGUUAAGCAAGGACUACCUAUAUUGUAUUGCUCUUGUUUUUUUAUUGUUUGUACUGUGUAUGCUUUAUAUUGCAUUUGGAAUCAUCUGCCAAGGUAGUUCUGAUAGUGAUGGCACAGAAACAUGGUUAAUAAACAAACAAACUGCGAUGGAAACUUUCAUUAUAGAGUGACACCCAGUGUUUAACUUGUUUGUACUGUAGACAAAGUCCUUUGCUGGAAUCAACUUAAAUAGUAAAUUAGUUGUGGUUUGCCGUCCGUAAAUAUAACUUACCUCUGCUGGGAAUCAUGCAACUUGAA